This is a messenger RNA of Strongylus vulgaris, 755 nucleotides long. NCBI's taxonomy places the organism in Eukaryota, Metazoa, Nematoda, Chromadorea, Rhabditida, Strongylidae. The record is from the annotation of a GenBank genome assembly.
AUGAGGCACAGAGACUCUCAAACUAUUAUCGCUCCACUAGUGAAGCAAAUUCCUUCGAGUUUACUGUAUUUUCGAGAAGAAAUUUACAAAGUCUUCCUGAAAAGUCUGUAUUUUAGGAUGCAGUUGAACUACCUAAAAGGAGCUCGACUAUCCGAAACCAGCACAGUCAAGAUGCUUUCGGUUUUGAAGGCGCUGGCACAAUGUCAUGUCAUUCUGGGACUCAUUAUGUUGAUUUUAUCAACGUUAGCUGACUACGUCAGCAGUCGCAUCAAUACAAUCCGAAUGUACGGAUUAGAAGAAUGCUGUUCUUUCUACUUCAUUGUCACCGGGCUGGUAGGGUUGUGUGGUGCGGCUUCGUACAGAAGGGGCCUGGUUAUCACAUUUCUCGUAAUGGCGAUUCAUGCCAUCAUCAUUUUUGUUCCAGCAAUCAUUAUUGUGUCCAGUUUUGACAUCCACUUCUACCAGCACGAGUGUUGGGGUGAAUGUGAUUGGCAUCUACUGGCGACUUCGUUACCUCGUAACAGCAGGUGUCAGAUCAUGUGCGGGGACCAUGUAGACGACAACAUGAGAGUUUCUAUGACGCGAUUGGGUACCGACUAUCGCCUUGACGCCGGACUCAUCGCGGCAGCUAUUUUGGAAUUGCUCUUGGCAUUAGCAACCACGAUCAUUUCGUCAAGAACUAUCUGCAGUACGGUACGGGUAUGUUUUGUUCCUUCCUCGUUCAGUAGCUGCUCAUGUUUUGAGAAAGGGUGACG